Molecule: messenger RNA, 514 nt
Organism: Saccoglossus kowalevskii
Lineage: Eukaryota; Metazoa; Hemichordata; Enteropneusta; Harrimaniidae
Source: RefSeq, a predicted model, not a curated record
UACCACAUUGGCGGUCUAUUCGGAAAUCAUGGCGGACGAUAUAUCGUACGAAAUCUACUGGACUAAAGAUCCCAGCGAUGAUGAAAACAGUUCACUGGUCCAUGUUCCAGGUGUCAAUGAUGUUGGCAACAGAAGACCCAGUGUUAAGAUGAGAGCACGAAAAACAAAAGAAGUGAAAGCUAAAGUACCUUCCAAAUCCCCUUUAGUUAUAGAAGACUUAUCAACAAGUAAAAGAACACCAUUGAAAAGUAGUAACAGAAAAAUGAAUGAGGCGGAUAACAAUAUGAAGAUUAAGAAGAAACCAUCGUUAAAGGAUUUGAGACCGGAAGAUAAAAAACGUGUUGCUAAUUUAAUACGUGAGUUAGCAAGGAUUGGUGAAGAAAAAGAGAAUGCCUUGGAGCAGCUGAAUGCAGAGAGAAAUGAGUUUGAAAAUAAAAUGUUGAGUAUUCAAGAACAGUAUGACAGUAUACUACAAGAACGGGAAGAUAUCCUUUAUAAAAAUAGAAAAAAUUAA